Messenger RNA from Gastrolobium bilobum, 1376 nucleotides. RefSeq names its product aquaporin PIP2-7. Bases 130 to 948 code for a protein of 272 amino acids. Gene Ontology annotation, molecular function: water channel activity. The record is from RefSeq and is a predicted model, not a curated record. Gene Ontology annotation, biological process: transmembrane transport. NCBI's taxonomy places the organism in Eukaryota, Viridiplantae, Streptophyta, Magnoliopsida, Fabales, Fabaceae. Gene Ontology annotation, cellular component: plasma membrane. The transcript is spliced from 4 exons.
CUUUCUUCAGUUCCUUAAAUACCAUCUUUCUCCUCAACCCCUCAAUGUACACAGAGUACUAGUAGCUAGCUAGCUAGGCGCAGCCAUCAAUUAUUCAUCUCUUCCAUAGAGGGAAAAAAAGAAAAAAAAAUGGCGAAAGACGACGUUGAGGUUGCAGAGCAAGUUGAAUACUCAGCAAAGGACUAUCAUGACCCUCCUCCAGCAGCGUUGUUUGACCCUGAGGAGCUGACAAAGUGGUCUUUGUAUAGAGCUGUAAUAGCAGAGUUCAUAGCAACCCUUCUUUUCCUUUACAUCACCGUGUUAACCAUUAUUGGUUACAAUAGACAGACAGAUCCCAAUAUUCCAGAUUCCCAAUGUGAGGGGGUUGGUGUUUUGGGCAUAGCUUGGGCCUUUGGUGGCAUGAUCUUCAUCCUUGUUUACUGCACCGCCGGUAUCUCUGGAGGACACAUAAACCCUGCAGUGACUUUUGGGUUGUUCCUAGGACGCAAGGUGUCGCUGGUAAGGGCGUUACUGUACAUGAUAGCACAGUGUUUAGGUGCAAUCUGUGGUGCUGGACUUGCUAAGGGUUUUCAAAAAGGAUACUAUGUGAGGUAUGGUGGUGGGGUUAAUCUUGUGCAAGGAGGGUAUACCAAAGGUACAGCUUUGGGUGCUGAGAUAAUUGGUACCUUUGUUCUUGUCUACACUGUCUUUUCUGCCACUGAUCCUAAGAGGAGCGCUAGAGACUCUCAUGUUCCUGUAUUGGCACCACUUCCUAUUGGAUUUGCUGUUUUCAUGGUUCACUUGGCUACAAUCCCUGUUACUGGUACUGGCAUCAACCCUGCAAGGAGUUUUGGACCAGCUGUGAUCUUCAACCAGGACAAGGCUUGGGAUGACCAAGUAAUGGAUUUACUGGGUUGGACCAUUUGUUGGAGCUGCAGUAGCUGCUUUCUACCACCAAUAUAUUCUUAGAGCUGCAGCUAUCAAAGCUCUUGGAUCAUUCAGGAGCAACGCUUAAUCAAGCUAGCUUCGCCUCAAUUAUGACUUGUCCUAUGAGGGCUGUGGUGGUGUCCCCACAAAAAAAUAACAGUUCAGUACUGAGUAGUUCAAGUCUAUCUAAUGGUCCCAGUUAGAGUUUUGGCCUCUUCCUUUUGGGUUUCGUGCGUGCUUAGCUGUGGAAUUGGGGAAAAGGCCAAAUACCAAUGUUGUAGAUAAGCAUGCGUGUGUGCAAGGGUGUAUUUGUAUCCCUCUUCUUUUGUCUUUUCUCUCACUCUUUUUCUAAGUAUUGGUCAAUAUUUUUCAUUUUACCUAUUUCUUUGUAAGUGGUGUACAUGUACAUGUACUUUCCAUCAUCUUCUGCUUCCUCAUAAAACUUAAUGGUAAUUUCCUGUGUUCUAAAA